Dovyalis caffra is the source of this 873-nucleotide messenger RNA. The record is from the annotation of a GenBank genome assembly. Lineage: Eukaryota; Viridiplantae; Streptophyta; Magnoliopsida; Malpighiales; Salicaceae.
AUGAGUAGUCAAAGAAAAGGAGAAUCAGCUCCAUAUCAUGUCCUUCAUAAACUUCCUACUGGUGAUAGCCCUUAUGUUAGAGCCAAGCAUGUUCAGCUGGUUGAGAAGGAUCCUGAAGCUGCAAUAGCUUUGUUUUGGAAGGCGAUAAAUGCAGGAGACAGAGUUGAUAGUGCUCUCAAAGACAUGGCAGUGGUUAUGAAACAGCAAGACAGGGCAGAGGAAGCAAUUGAAGCUGUAAAGGCCUUCAGAGAUCGCUGCUCAAAGCAAGCACAAGAAUCUCUGGAUAACGUCCUCCUCGACUUGUACAAGAAAUGUGGAAAGAUUGAAGAGCAGAUAGAGCUGUUGAAACAGAAGCUUCGGAUGAUUUACCAAGGAGAGGCCUUCAAUGGGAAGUCUACCAAGACGGCGCGUUCUCACGGCAGGAAGUUCCAGGUUACUGUCAAACAAGAGACUUCUCGGAUACUGGGAAACUUGGGUUGGGCAUAUAUGCAGCAAGGAAACUAUUUGGCAGCAGAAGUUGUAUACCACAAAGCUCAGUCUUUUGACCCUGAUGCCAACAAGGCCUGCAACUUGUGCUUAUGCUUAAUCAAGCAAACACGAUAUGCUGAAGCACAAUCAGUCCUCGAUGACAUAUUGCAGGGUAAACUUUUAGGAUCUGAUGAACCCAAGUCAAGAAACCGUGCCCAGGAGCUGCUCCGAGAACUAGGAACAUCCCAAUCCUCGUUGAUACUUUCAGAACCGUCAGGAUUAAGUUUAGAGGAUGCUUUUGUUGAGGGCCUUGACCAGUUGAUGAGCGAAUGGACUCCAUAUAGAUCAAGAAGACUGCCAAUAUUUGAAGAGAUCUCGGCAUAUAGAGAUCAGUUAGCCUGUUGA